Messenger RNA from Porites evermanni, 1828 nucleotides. Lineage: Eukaryota; Metazoa; Cnidaria; Anthozoa; Scleractinia; Poritidae. The record is from the annotation of a GenBank genome assembly.
GUAUUUUUCCUAGUGAGGUCCCAAAGUUCGUCAUUUUGGAAGGUGUUUCAGUACUGUCUUUUAUCCAAUUAAUUUCUACGUGCUACCGACCUUUUAAAAUGUGUUACUUUAUCAUUCCUGUAAAUCAAAUUUCCUCGAGACAAACUUGAUGCAAAGAAGUUGUCUGUUAUUAAGGAAAACUAGGAAAUGCCAUUAUCUACAAUCCCAGUGCAAUCAUAUUACAAAUGCAGCAUUUGUCAGCUUUGCUCUUGAUUUUUGGCUCUCAGUAAAUUUCGUGUGCACCGUGAGGCAUCAAUGAAUAAUAUUUGUUAAGGCUGAUUGGAUAAACAAAGAAAAAAAAAUAAAUGUUCAGGUUGAAUCAUCAGCCUUACAAUAAUUUGCUUUUUUUUGCGUUUUUCUUUUUAUGCUUUUUGUUUACAUUCGCUAUUUUCAAUUUUCGCAUUAAAACCAUUCAAUCUCGGAACAACAAACCUUCUCUACUCAUAAAAUAUGAUCUUUACUUGUCUUGCAGUCUAUCAUGAGCUCGGCUCCUGUUAAGUCUGACAAAAGUCCCACAGUGAAAAGUCUCAAACAUUUCUUUUUUAAAAAAUUUCCAGUGCUACGUUGGCCUGAAAACUAGCAAACUUUGUUUUAUGUUCAUGUAGGUAGAAGUAUCUUUACUAACCCCGAAACUGGAAAACCAUAUGCCUAUCAAGAACUUUUCAAGCAGCCAGAGCUUGCGGAGUUUAUAAAGAACGUCUCCACCAAUGGGAAAGACUACUUUUACAAUGGUACUUGGGCCGAAGAAAUGACAACUCUUGUUAAAGAUCAGAAAGGUUUUAUUAUAUUGGAUGACAUGCGCAGAUAUCAGACCCGGUGGGAGAGGCCAUUCAACACAUCAUAUAAUGGUCGUAAGGUUUUCGUGUCCGGAAACGACUGGGGUGGAGUUGAAUUGAUGGAAAAGUUGUACCUGAUGGAAUUGGCGGGAAUUGGUCAAACGCCAAACUCUAACUACCUUAUAAAUGCAACUGAAUUUUUCUGGCUUGCCUCGAUCUCUCGUUUUAGUUUCUUCGUCUCCACCUAUUUGCACAGUACUCCAAACGGCCUAUCAAUUUUGAAAGAAAAUCUGGACUUAGACUUAUCAAAUCGCUAUUCCAGAGAAACCUCAAAAGCUAUUUGGCAUAGGAUUGGCUCGCCCAAGAAGAUGAAAGAGAUUAAUUGCAUAAUAAAAAGGCUACUUGGAGGGGAGAAGAACGUGGACGACUUUAUUCACGGUUCAGAUGCAAUUGUUGCGGCAGACAAAGAGGGUAAUAUUUGCUCUAUGAUUCACACCAUAAACAGUGAAAUGUGGGGAACAGGACUGUUUGCUCAGGGAGUUGCCCUUCCCCAUUCUGCUGCGAUAUUCAAGGCAUUCGUCAAGCAAACGAAAUCUGGGGCGAGGCUUGCUGUUGGCCUUCAGCCUGUUAUAACGUUCAAAACCGAGAACUCCACUCAAGCUCUCCGUCCUGUCAUGGCUCUCUCAGUUGUUGGCUCCUCGUAUCCAGUUGUUGUUUCGCAGUAUGUGACGAAUCUGUUGGACAAAAAGAUGAAUCCAAAGGAAGCCAUGGAGUCUCCCACUUUUCUACUGCCAAGUUUUUCAGAUUUUUUCCCGUCUGUUCCCUUAGAGCAGUACUCAGUUGACGACAAGGUGCUGCAGGAAGUGCGAGACAUGGGUCAAGGCGUUACCGAGGUAGACUACUUGACGGCGUAUGGACCGAUUGGUUUGGGGGUGGCGCUGACGAUCGAUGACAACGGAGUGAUGUACGGAUGUACCCACCCCCUUAGGAGAGGACUUGCAGAGGGAGUGUAA